This is a messenger RNA of Nematostella vectensis (starlet sea anemone), 686 nucleotides long. RefSeq names its product putative 4-hydroxy-4-methyl-2-oxoglutarate aldolase. Gene Ontology annotation, molecular function: ribonuclease inhibitor activity. Gene Ontology annotation, biological process: regulation of RNA metabolic process. The record is from RefSeq and is a predicted model, not a curated record. NCBI's taxonomy places the organism in Eukaryota, Metazoa, Cnidaria, Anthozoa, Actiniaria, Edwardsiidae. The coding region runs from base 74 to 577 and encodes 167 amino acids. The transcript is spliced from 2 exons.
AAAAAACGCCUGUCAGUUUUUGCUAAUCCCAACUAAAAUUUAUUUUACUAUUUUUUUCCGAUUCGGCUAGAUAAUGGCGAUGAAGCUCAAAACAGCCGACCUCAGUGAUGCCUACAAUGAUAUUCUACAGUAUGCUGAGCCGAUUUUUAGAGAUUACGGAGGGAGGAAGACUUUUGGCGGAAGAAUAACUACAGUCAAAUGCCACGAAGACAAUGUCCUCGUGAAAACAGCUCUCUCGGAACCCGGCGAUUCGCGGGUCCUUGUUGUUGAUGCUGGGGGGUCGUUAAGGCGGGGGAUGCUUGGAGAUAAUCUUGCAGAAAUGGCUAGCAAGAAUGGCUGGUCUGGCAUUAUUAUGUAUGGCUGCAUCCGAGACUCUGAAGACAUUGCUAAGAUAGAUGUUGGAGUGAAGGCCCUUGGCACAAUGCCUUUGAAAAGCAUCAAGAAAGGACAGGGGGACAGGGAUAUUAUAGUCAAGUUCGCAGGAGCCACCUUUAGACCUGGAGAUUACUUAUAUGCAGAUGUAGAUGGAAUAGUUGUAUCUCCAAAAGAGCUAUGUCUCCCUCCUCCCAAAUUGUAAAAUUAAUUAGAAUUAGUAGAAAUAGAGUUAGACUUUGGAUGUACUUCUUACGUUUGCUGUAAUAGAAAUCCAUAAACCAGCAGAAUUGCAAUUAAAUUGAAUUAGUUAA